This is a messenger RNA of Calypte anna (Anna's hummingbird), 1215 nucleotides long. It is a transcript of the gene SHLD1, whose product is annotated as shieldin complex subunit 1. The transcript is spliced from 2 exons. Gene Ontology annotation, biological process: regulation of double-strand break repair via nonhomologous end joining. Bases 169 to 558 code for a protein of 129 amino acids. The record is from RefSeq and is a predicted model, not a curated record. Lineage: Eukaryota; Metazoa; Chordata; Aves; Apodiformes; Trochilidae.
CAAAAAGUAGUGACUCAUAACCCUUUAGUAGCAGACUGACAGAACAGUUUACCUUCUGCAGUUCCUCCAGGUUUUUCUGCUGAGGGCUCUGAGAAAGCAAACGUGAGAUGUUCUCCAACAGCAGGGCUGUGUGAGCCCACUGAACCUCACAAUGCUGCUCUCUCCUGGAUGUAUGAAGAUGACAGAGUGGAAGAUACCAGGAUCAGGAAAUCUCUUGAUGGCUUCUACAAAAUGUAUUGCAAAAAACAUCCAGACAGAUUGGAUCCCACCUAUGAGGCUGCAUCACAAUGUCUGUCACAGAAGAUUUCAGAGCUAGCAAACCAGGAUGGAACAAAAUAUGUGUCACGUUGCCUGCAAAUGGCCCAGGUGGUCUUGAACAGAGAUGGAUGUAAAAUCUUUCCAAACCACCCUACCACUCCCUGUUUUUCAAAGCCAGCUGAGGGAGAAGUUGUCUUGGAAGAAAGAAAGAGAACACCUGGACUCUCAGAUGAUGUCCUGCAAUUCCUCAUGAAACAAACACAGACAGAACAUAGCCCUGACCUGCCACAUGACAAGUGAACAAGAUGUGGUUUGUUCCUGUCAUUAGAGCUUGGCUUUCCUUCCAAAAAGAGGUGACUAUCUUGGAAAGACACUCUUAGCAUCACAUUCAACACCACAUACUCAUUCCAUGGAGAGGUUCAUCUGGAGUAACCCUUGCCACCUUGACCUCUGCAGGGCAGCACCAUGUAAGGAGCAUAUGUGGUCCUGUGUAACUGCUUGGGGUGUGUUGGCUACUUGGGAUGGGGUGAUGGGUGAUACAGGGUCUGUUGCUGGGACAUCAAACAUGAUGAUUUCUACAUAGAAGGCUUUUAAACUAACCUGUAUCCCUACCCCAUCUGAACACUGGCACAGCCCAAAUUCAGCCCCCUGUGUAGGCAUGGAUGUCCAAGUGCUGUUGACUGUAACAGACUGAUUGAACCAGGUUGGCACAGUACACUCCAAACCUAGGGAGGAAACUUGAAGAUUUUGUUCAGUACCUGAUUGACACUGUCAUACCUUUCCCUUCACAGGGUGCCUGAAAGCUAUGUGUGUUUGCCAACAGCCAUAUGACCACACAGAUCAUGAUUAUAAUGUAGGUGAGCAUUUUUUGACAGAAAAAACGUGUGUGCAUGAGAGAGAGGAAAUAAAGCUUCUGAGUAGGUUCUUUUUUUUUUUUGUACACUGGAGGAAUAAAAA